Molecule: messenger RNA, 3924 nt
Organism: Penicillium paradoxum
Lineage: Eukaryota; Fungi; Ascomycota; Eurotiomycetes; Eurotiales; Aspergillaceae
Product: putative ABC efflux transporter
Exons: 2
Coding region: 1-3924 (1307 amino acids)
Cellular component (GO): membrane
Molecular function (GO): ABC-type transporter activity; ATP binding; ATP hydrolysis activity
Source: RefSeq, a predicted model, not a curated record
AUGGAGAAAGAGGAGAUCAUCACCGAAGUGAGCACAGAUCAUGCGGUCCUUCCUGCAGAUGUGCGAGAUGCUACAUACAACCUCUCUCUGCGCGCAGUAAACCCAGUGGAUAUCGACGUCCGCAAUUUAUCCCUCCAAGUCAACACCACACCAAUAUGGGAGACCUCACCAUCAAAGAUCUGGCAGCGUCUGAGAGGUCAAGCCCCCGCACGCACAUCCAAGGCAGUGUUGGACAAUGUAUCUGCCUCCAUGCCAAGCGGAAGCUUAACCGCCAUAAUCGGAAGCAGCGGAUCGGGCAAGACCUCCCUGCUCAACCUAAUGGCUAGCCGAAUGAGCCUUUCCCGAACUAAUACAUCCGGAAGUACAACCUUCAACGACAACCCUGAUAUCACGCGCAUCCGCAGCGCCUAUGUUAUGCAAGAGGAUGUCCUCAUUCCAACUCUGACAGUUCGUGAGACCCUGCGCUAUUCUGCAGACCUGCGUCUUCCUCCACCAACAAUUCCGACUGAGCGCCGCGAGAUUGUGGAACAGGUCAUUCUCGAACUCGGGUUGAAAGAGUGCGCUGAUACCCGUAUCGGCACAACUGCUCACAAGGGCUGCAGUGGUGGCGAGAAAAGACGUACUAGCAUCGGCGUGCAGCUACUGGCGAAUCCGUCUGUGUUGUUUUGCGAUGAACCUACGACGGGGUUGGAUGCUACCAGUGCGUUUCAGAUUAUCAGGACUUUGAAGCGUCUUGCGCUGGAUGGGCGAACGGUUGUUGUCUCAAUCCAUGCGCCGCGCUCGGAGAUCUGGAGCCUUUUUGAUAAUGUCGUUUUAUUGGCUCGAGGGGCAGCAUUGUAUAGUGGCUCCGUGGAAGGGUCGCUGGCGCAUUUCGAGGAGUGUGGUCAUGUUCUUCCACCGUUCGUCAAUCCAGCUGAGUUUUUGAUCGAUCUUGCUGCUAUUGAUAAUCGAUCGGAGACGCUUGAGGCUGCUUCGAAGGUUCGUGUUGAGCGAUUGAGGGAGGCGUGGCGAACGAAGAAGGCCGUGAUCACACAUACGGAGAGGAAGAACCAGAGCGAAGAGGCAAUCUCGAAGCAUAAGAUCGAUAGCCCUGAGACUAGAGCUGUGAAGCCGGUCUCGUUUCGUCGACAGUUCCACGUUUUGACAGCUCGCACUUUUAAGACUACUAUUCGUGAUCCAAUGGGUGUCGCUGGUAGUCUUCUGGAAGCUGUUGGAAUGGGUGUCAUCAAUGGGUGGAUCUUCUUGCAGCUCGACGAGAGCCAGGCAGGAAUACGCUCGCGUGAGGGUAGUCUGUACAUUGCUAGCAGCUUGAAUGGCUAUCUCAUUCUGUUGUAUGAGACUUAUCGGCUGACAAUCGACAUUCAAUUGUUCGAUCGUGAGCGCAACGAAGGCGUGGUUAGCGUACCGGCUUUCCUUUUUAGCCGACGAGCAGCUCGGUUGCCAUUAGAGGAUCUUCCUGUGCCGUUGAUCUUCUCUCUCAUAUUCUACUUCAUGGUGGGGUACCGUCUUGAUGCGGCGCAGUUCUUUGUCUUCUUCGUUCUUACCUUGCUCACUCACUACAUUGCCGUCACAUUCGCCGCAGUAGCUGUUGGUGUUGCGCGAAGUUUCCCUGGAGCCAGUCUGGUAACCAACCUGUCCUUCACGUUGCAAUCGUUUGCGUGCGGGUACUUCGUCCAGGCAAACCAGAUCCCAGUCUACGUGAAGUGGUUAAAGUGGUGUGCUUAUAGCUUCUACACAUUUGGUGCCCUAUGUGCAAACGAAUUCAUCGGUGUCAAUGGCCCAGAGCUGGGCCAGUUCUAUGACUGUCCAUAUUCCAACGAUCCACGGGACCCAGCUUGCAAACAGUACACCGGCCGCUACAUAAUGGAGAGCUUGGGGAUGCCAUCCAACUGGAUCUGGCGGCCUAUUGUGGUGCUCGUCGCGUUUGUUGUUGGCCAUUAUACCUUGGCUGGACUGUUGCUACAAUACAACCGAUUUGCCAUAGAUGUUGCCCAAGCGCGGAAAACUGAGGGUGACCCGUCCAGCAAAAAGGCUAAGCUCGCAAUUCGCCCAGCAGACGAGGUGCGCAGGGUGGCGCUAUCGCUUGAUCAAUAUGCGCUAGAUAUCCAAAAGAGACAAUAUCCCUGGCAAAAAGCAAAGAUACUCCAGAUCCUCAAGCCCAUCACCACUGAGUUUCGGUCAGGAGAGUUGAAUGUCAUUAUGGGCCCGUCUGGAAGCGGCAAGACAUCGCUGCUGAAUUCAAUAGCCCACAGACUACAUGGUUCCGCAGGGACAAAAUACCGUGUUUAUGGUGAAAUGCUAUACAACGGAGCCAUACCCUCAAAGAGCGUCAUUCGAUCUGUGACAUCCUUCGUAACUCAAGACGACGAUGCACUGAUGCCUUCCUUAACAGUACGGGAGAGUCUACGAUUUGCUGCAGGCUUACGUCUGCCAAUCUGGAUGUCCCGCGAGGAUAAGAACCGACGUGCAGAGGAGAUUCUGUACAAAAUGGGUCUAAAGGAAUGCGCCGACAAUCUUAUCGGCAGUAAUCUGAUCAAAGGUAUCAGCGGCGGCGAGAAGCGGCGCGUCACAAUCGCAAUUCAAAUUCUCACAGACCCAAAAGUCCUCCUUCUCGACGAACCAACCUCGGGGCUUGACGCCUUCACGGCAAUGUCCAUAAUAGAGCUCCUCCACAGCCUCGCCGCCGAAGGCCGCACUCUUAUUCUUACUCUCCAUCAAUCUCGCUCAGAUCUCUUUACCCAUUUCUCUCAAGUCCUCCUCCUAGCCCGUGGCGGCUAUCCCGUCUACGCAGGUCCGGGGUCACACAUGCUCGCGCACUUUGCCGAACAAGGCCACGAAUGUCCGCGUACAACCAACCCAGCAGACUUUGUCCUAGAUCUCAUCACGAUAGAUCUGCAACAAGCAGACCGAGAACUUUUCACACGCGAGCGUGUGCAGAACCUUAUUUCCCACUGGCAGAACAGUCCUCUCGAGAUGGGACUAGGCCGCCAGACAUCGCAAAUCGCAACACCCGCAGAGCUGGGUAGCCUCAAGCGACAGAUGCUGCCGUUUCGCGUAACAUUUCCCCUAGUAUUACAUCGCUCAGUGAUAAAUUUCUGGCGACAGCCUCCGCUGGUCAUGGCACGGACAGCACAGAUUCCGGGAAUAGCGAUAAUCAUGGCUCUGUUCUUUGCGCCACUGAAGAAUGAUUACGCUGCUGUGCAAUCACGUAUGGGGUUCGUGCAGGAAUUUGCGGCGUUAUAUUUUGUGGGCAUGCUCCAAAACAUCGCAACCUACCCUAGCGAACGCGACGUCUUCUAUCGCGAAGAAGCAGACAGCUGCUAUACAGCCUUGACAUUCAUCCUUAGCUACACGGCAAUCGAAGUCCCAUUUGAGAUAAUCACAUCGCUCAUAUUCGGCGCACUCGCCGCCUUCGCAGACAACAUGAAACGCACGGUACCGAUGUUCCUCAUCGCCGCAUACAACUGCUUCUGCAUAAUCAGCUGCGGCGAGUCCGUGGGGAUAGUAUUCUGCACGCUCUUCUCGCACGUUGGCUUCGCCGUCAAUGUGACUUCCAUCCUACUAUCCAUCUCCAACAUCCUCGGUGGUAUCAUGAGUCUUAACGUCAAUAAUGUACUGCAGGGAUUCAACCAUCUCUCGCCGAUCAAGUACGCCAUUGCUAAUCUCGCGCCGUAUUCGCUGCAAGGCCAGGUAUUCCAUUGCUCAGAGGCGCAGAGCCUUGCGAAUGGAAGCUGUCCUAUUGAUUCCGGUGAGCAGGUGCUUAAGCUUUACAAUUUGGAUAAGAAUGGGCCGAUGAAUAUUAUGGCGUUGGGAAUUUGUACGAUUAUCUAUCGGUUUAUUGCAUAUGCGUUUCUUCAGGCUAUGAGGUCGCAUAGAUUGAUGGAACGGUGGAGAGAGUGGCGGGCUCAGAGGAGUGCUAGAUAG